AUACUGUUUCAUGGACUAGUAGUGAUGUGGCGUCCACUGGCACCGGAGGGCUUUUGGUAUGAAGCAAUGCUCCCGUUGUUGACGAUUGCUGUCAAUACGAACAAGGUGGGGUACAUACCGAGUGGUUGACGUCAGAUCACACAUGGUUGAUGAGUAGUUGGGUUUGCCGGGAUCGGCAAUAGUCACCGGGCGCAGAUCCAGAACGCGGUUCCAGCGACUCGUCGCCCACGGGCGUACCCCGCCAGCCACCUUCGUCGACACUGACGUCAUGCACUCCAAAACGCCGUCCACUGGUUGCGAAGAUCAAUAUGGCUGGAGAUUGUACUUGUCAAGCAAACUGCGGUGCAUGUGGGCCGACGGGAACUGGAUGCGCUUGUCCCAAGAAUAAGUGUGACUGUUCGAACUGCGUUAACAAGGCACACACACAAAAGUGUGAGUGCGGAGGGUCCGCUACUUACUGCGUAUGCACGCGGGAGGGAAAAGUAUGUGAAUGUAAGUGAGGUGGGAAAGGUGAUGAUGCUGCAUUGCUAAGCACCGGGGUAAAACAUG
Messenger RNA from Pisolithus orientalis, 549 nucleotides. RefSeq lists its product as uncharacterized. Bases 309 to 500 code for a protein of 63 amino acids. The transcript has 4 exons. The record is from RefSeq and is a predicted model, not a curated record. NCBI's taxonomy places the organism in Eukaryota, Fungi, Basidiomycota, Agaricomycetes, Boletales, Pisolithaceae.